CAUUCAGCUCGCUUACCUGCAUCUCCCUUGGUUCAACAUUCAUCUGAAGCUCCGAUGAGACCGGCGGCGGUGGCGGCCUCCCUCUCCACCGUCCUGCUGUGCGUCCUGCUGCUGCGUCACGCUGCAGCGGCCGAGUCGGGACGCCGCCGGACGGACGAGGUGAGGGUGGGAGGACAGGAGAAGGACACGGAGCUGCUGAUGGUCCUGCAGAACGUUCUGGAGAAGCUUCAAAGCAGGAAGUUAUCAACGCUGAAGAGACGACAGAGCCGCCUGCCCACCUGCGAGGUCGGGGCGUGGUGCUCGGUGAAGAAGGGUCCUCAUUUCGGGCAGCUGUGCGACUUUUCAGAGAGGCUCCAGGUGCAACUUCUUCUUCCUCAAGUGUUUGUGAUCCUCAUCCUCCUCCUCUGGCCUGAGGACAGUAGCCUCAGCAGCACAGCUUCAGACAAACUGCAUGGACACAGGAAGGGUCCAACAGCAAAUUUAAGAGGUCAAACUUUUUUCUUAAGUCCCCAGCCAGCCUGAGCUCACAGGGAUUACGGUCCACACACUGAGCUCGUUAUUAGAAACCGUGUUUGACACCAACAUCAAGAACAGGCGCAGCUGACUGAUGACAUUAAAAACUUCCCGCAGGUGCUGCACGGUCAACUACAAAUCAGUGAGCUGUUCAGUGUUCAGCCUGUAUAAUUGUGGAUGCACCCCCCCGGCCUGAAAAGUGAAAAUUUAAACCUGUAUUCUGUUAACGUCCAGCAGGGGGCGACUCCUCUGACAUCUCAUUUGAUGGAAAAAUCAGAAAAACCUGCUCAGCUGACCUGAGCCCAGUGAACACUUUCCUGAUGAGUCGCUGGUUUCAAGUCUAUGAAGCAAUCAUGAUGUUCAGGAAGCAGGUGACUCAUGGGCUAACGACUUAUCACAAACACGUAGCCAAUCAGAAUGCAGUGUCCCUCGACCCCCUCAGACAUCACACUCAAAGGAUAGUGACAGCAAAUGCACUUGGCUCACUACCGUGUGAACGUGGCUUCAUCCAUCUAUUCAAUGACAUCACUAUUAUUAAUCAGACAACUUAGUCAUGUGACCUCUGUGGAGCCCGUGAUGAGCGCAUACCAUCCAGCCAGACAGUACAAAAGAUGGAUGAAGCUAUGUAACGUCAGCCAAAGGUUUCUGAAGCUCACUGGCUCAGGAUUUGUGACUGACACCUCGUUAGCCAAUGAGCUAGCAGUUUCACACCACCGUUUUCCAUUUGAUGCCAUAAGCUGCUGAUAUGUUUGAGUUUUUAGCAGCAGUCUGUUAAACUGAGCGGAACUCUGAACUUCACACUGCUGGAAGGAAACUGCUUCCUGUUUGAGCUCCUGCUGCAUGAAGAGCAGCUUUAUAUCAGCUCUGAGGAUCAUGAGCUGAUCAGUGUGUUUAUGCUUCUGUAGAAUCAGUGACAUCCCUUUGCUGUGUUGCAACCUUUAAGAUUAGCGUGAAUUAAUGUGAAUAAAUGGGAUCAAGGAUGGAUGGAGGGAAUUUUGCUUCACAGAAAUCCUAAACAGGAAGAAGGGAAGAACUUUCCCUGGAUCACAGCAAGGAAAGAGAAAAAACAAAACAGAUUUAGUCUGUUUAGGUUCAGUCAUCCAGGUCAUGGUCGUCUCUGGAGCUUGAAAAAAAAAGGUGACUGGACUUCAAGUUUCUGAAGAAGUUUCACCUGUCCUACAAAAGGCUCCUUCAGGUGGAGAGUUCAGGUUAUUUAACCCCGGUGGUGGUGGUGGCCUUCUUGAGGUGGUCGUUGGCCCGCUAUUCAUCAUUAAUCACAUGAGCCAAGGUGUGAGAAAAGGUGUAGGUCAUUAUAAUCAGUGGUUUAGGGUGAAACCACAGAGACUUAAAGUCACCUGAAGAAAGGUGUGGGUGGGGGCUGAGAUGCCUGGAAAGGGAGUUCAGGACUACAUUGUAGACGGGAACAGUUGGUGGUAUAAUCCACCGUCUCUGUUCAGUGACGGUCGUUCACAGUGGGCAUAGAUGGCUCCUUUUACACUGACUAGGGAGAAAGGAUGACAAGCAGAACAACACUGUCGUCCAUUGUGUGUCAGGUUUGUCAGAGAAAUUCAGGAGAAUUUUCUCCAAGCAUGACAUCCCAGUAUACUUCAGACCCAGCCACACACUAAGAGAAACUGGUCCAUCACUUUUCCAAGGACAAAACUCCCAAACACAAGCUUAGCAACACAGUGUAUGCUGUGCAGAGCAGUGCAGUGAGGAGUGCUCAGACCUCUACACUGAAGAAACCAAACAGCCUCCUCACAGAUGCAUGGCACAACACAGAAGAGCCACCUCAAAAGGACCAAGAAGACAGACGUUUUAAAAAGUAAAAGAAGCAUCUAUGUCCACUGUGAGUGACCAUCACUGAACACAGGAAGUGGACUACGUCACCAACUGUCCCCGAUUUACAACACAGGCCUGAGCUCCCUUCCCAGGCGCCUUAAACCUCACUCAUGUCUUCAAUAGGUCACAAUAGGUCACCCAAAACCCCUGAUGGUAAUGACCCACGCCUUUAUUCACACCUAGGCACAUGUGAUGACACACAUGAUCAAUAGUGGGUCAAUAACCACCUCCAUGUGACCCUUUAUGGUCACACGAGGACAGAAAUGAUUGGCUGAGAGAAAGCUUCAAACAUCUUCUUUCAGCAUUAACCAAAGUCUCCUGAAGAUGCCGGUUUAGGGAAAUUAACGAGGCGUUAAACAGUGACUCUCGAGU
Archocentrus centrarchus (flier cichlid) is the source of this 2727-nucleotide messenger RNA. Its product is annotated as cocaine- and amphetamine-regulated transcript protein-like. Gene Ontology annotation, molecular function: neuropeptide hormone activity. The transcript has 3 exons. The coding region runs from base 55 to 522 and encodes 155 amino acids. Gene Ontology annotation, biological process: positive regulation of MAPK cascade; adult feeding behavior; cellular response to starvation. The record is from RefSeq and is a predicted model, not a curated record. Lineage: Eukaryota; Metazoa; Chordata; Actinopteri; Cichliformes; Cichlidae.